This is a messenger RNA of Dacryopinax primogenitus, 2114 nucleotides long. RefSeq lists its product as uncharacterized. Gene Ontology annotation, cellular component: endoplasmic reticulum membrane. Bases 57 to 2114 code for a protein of 685 amino acids. The record is from RefSeq and is a predicted model, not a curated record. NCBI's taxonomy places the organism in Eukaryota, Fungi, Basidiomycota, Dacrymycetes, Dacrymycetales, Dacrymycetaceae. The transcript has 7 exons. Gene Ontology annotation, molecular function: glycerol-3-phosphate O-acyltransferase activity; glycerone-phosphate O-acyltransferase activity. Gene Ontology annotation, biological process: phospholipid biosynthetic process.
CGACAUGCAUCAACGACGAGCACACUAUCCUUAGCUCUGCUCUCUCUCAUACCACCAUGUCGACCACAUUGGUUUAUGCUCUCGCUCUCGCUUUCUGUCGCACUAUCCUCAACAUCUUCUUCAGAGAGAUCAGGUCCAGAGGGGCAUACAACAUCCCUCGCACAGGCCCCGUCAUCUUCGCUGCCGCUCCCCAUCACAACCAGUUUCUCGAUGUUCUCUUAGCAAGUCAGGUAUGGAAUGAGUCGCACAGGCAUGUCGGAUUCAUCGUCGCAGCAUCUAGCAUGCGCGAGCGGUUUAUCGGGACAUUGGGACGGCUCCUCGGUGCAAUCGCUGUCGAACGUGCUCAAGAUGUGGCAAAAGCGGGAAAGGGAUUUGUAUAUCUGGACAACGACGAUCCUACUCUCCUCCAUGGCAUCAACACCAGCUUCACCGCCCAGCUGGGCCCAAAGAACCAGAUUCUUCUCCCAAAGGCCGCUUCAUCUGCUAUCGCCCAGGUCGCUGAAGUUCUGUCUGACACCGAAGCUCGACUGAAGGGCCCAUUUUCUGUUGGGGAUGGUGCGAUCGGAACGAAGAAAGUAAGAGACCAGUGUAUCAAGCUCAGAAAGGACGGCAAAGCAGGAUUGGACUAUAAAGUGCUUCCUCAUAUCGACCAUCACGAGAUGUACGAGCACGUAUAUGACCGUCUUAAGUCGGGGGGUGCGAUUGGAAUAUUUCCUGAAGGAGGUAGUCACGACCGGACCGAUCUUUUACCCUUUAAAGCUGGAAUCGCGAUCAUGGCCCUCGGCGCCAUGGCUUCUGACCCGAAUCUGAAAGUUCAGAUAGUUCCCUGCGGUCUAUCGUAUUUCCACGCACACAAGUUCCGCUCUCGUGUUGUCAUCGAAUUUGGGCAACCGUUCGAAGUUCCACAAGAACUCGUGGAACAGUUCAAGGCGGGAGGAGAGGGGAAACGCCUUGCCUCUGCGAGGUUAUUGGAGAUCAUAUACGACGCUCUGAAGACUGUCACUGUGCGCGCCCCGGAUUACGACACAUUGCAGCUCAUUCAAGCCAGCCGACGGUUGUACAACACCCCCGGCCAACAUUUGACCCUGAGCCAAGUUGUCCAGCUCAAUAGACGUUUUAUUGAGGGAUACCUGCAUUUUCAAGACGAGCCGCGCAUCCAAGCUCUUAAGCAGCGUGUGAUCGCGUACAAUGAGCAACUUCACGCUCUUGGCCUUCGAGACCAUCAAGUAGAAGGUGCUACCCGAGCCGCGUGGAAGAGCUUCACCCUACUCGUUUAUCGGACCGGUCUUGUUCUCACUUGGACGAUCUUUGCUCUUCCUGGUGUCAUCCUCAAUGGACCAAUAUUCAUUGUUGCUGCGUAUAUGUCUGAGAAGAAAGCUAAAGAGGCAUUGGCUAAAUCGGUCGUAAAGGUUGCCGCCAGAGAUGUGAUGGCAACCUGGAAAGUUCUCGUCUUUCUCGCUCUCACUCCGAUUCUUUACACGAUAUACGCCAUCAUUGGAACAUAUAUUGCGUACUAUGUCGGCGCUGAGACCUACUGGGUCAUCGCUACCCCAUUCAUCACGUAUACUGUGGUACCCGUCAUAGGUUAUUGUGCUCUGAAAUUUGGCGAGGCUGGAAUGGAUGUCUACAAGAGUUUACCUCCUCUGGUUCUUGCCGUAUUGCCUGGUCAACAUAAGCGCCUCGAGAAGCUGAAGCAGACCCGAGCAGAUAUCUCAAACGAGAUCUCCUCUGUCAUAGAUGAAUUCGGACCAAAGCUGUACGGAAACCACUUCAAUCAACGCCGCAUUGUACACCCAGCCGCAGGACCACCGCCUGGUCAGCCGCCUGCACUGGGUCGCCGGAGAUCUAACACCAGUGGGGUUGACGCCCAAGGCAACCUUCUCAUCCAUCCAAUGACCUGGCUCGACGAGCGCGUAUUCGGAUGGACACAUUCUAAUAAAAGCAGUGCAAGUACCAGCAGAGAGACUAGCCGUACCGCAUCACCCGUACCGUCCGACGACGAGGACGACGAGAAGAGUAAUGCUUUAGUGGAGCGUGGCGAUUGGGAUGAUGUUAUUGGCAUGCUAAAUGCCCACGAGAAGCGGCGGGCUAGUCGUAGUUAUGCUAGCCGUUAA